Messenger RNA from Bacidia gigantensis, 882 nucleotides. RefSeq lists its product as uncharacterized. Gene Ontology annotation, biological process: regulation of DNA-templated transcription. Gene Ontology annotation, cellular component: precatalytic spliceosome. NCBI's taxonomy places the organism in Eukaryota, Fungi, Ascomycota, Lecanoromycetes, Lecanorales, Ramalinaceae. The transcript has a single exon. The record is from RefSeq and is a predicted model, not a curated record. Bases 1 to 882 code for a protein of 293 amino acids. Gene Ontology annotation, molecular function: ATP binding; transcription factor binding.
AUGAGUUCAGAGGUAUUUACUUUUGCGGUUGCCCAGACGAUUAUCUUAGUGACGGAUUGGGAGAGACCCACGCUUCCACAGACAGUGACACGCCAAGCAUCAAAAUGCUCGAAUGGAGCUCUCUUCCUGAAAGAGAUUAUUGAAACUAAGGGCUUCCCUUCACCAAAUGAUUCUAGCACACGCUUUGCAAUGGCGCAUCAAGCGGAUGCCAAGCGCAUGCUCGAUGACCGGGGAUAUGUGGGAAGAACCAUUCACGACGUCAACCCAGCUCAUCUGCUCGAGAAGGCCGUCCGCGAUCGUAUCGUGGACAGCUACUACUGGAAAGAGCAGUGUUUCGCAAUCAACGAAGCAAGUUUAUGCGACCGUGCAGCUGAUAUGAGUUUCUUCGGUGGCACAUACGGCCAACAAAAGCCAGCACCUUUCCUCUGCCUUAUCCUAAAACUUCUACAGCUUCAGCCGGAGCGAGACAUCAUUCUGGAAUACCUUCACCAACGUGAUUUCAAAUACUUGACAGCCCUUGCUGCAUUCUAUGUCCGCCUGACAUUUGCUGCGAAAGAAGUCUACACUACAUUAGAACCUCUACUCGCCGAUUAUCGUAAGCUGAGGAGGAGAGUGCGGGACGGAAGCUACAGCCUCACUUACAUAGACCAGUUCGUGGACGAUCUUCUGACGAAAGAUCGUGUUUGUGCUACCAGUCUGAGAAAGCUGCCACCAAGAACGAUACUGGAGGAUUUGGAUCAAUUAGAGCCUCGGGAGAGCCCUUUGGGAGAGGAGCUGGACGAGCUUGAUAGAGAUGACGACGAUGAAGAUAUUACUGAAGUCAACGGGCAUGGCGACCAUGAUUCUGUGCACGGACGACUAGAACAGUCUGAGUCACCUUAA